GAGGGAAAGCCUGCCCCGCCCCACGGGGCGCCUCCCAGCCCCGCUCAGGUCUAUGGAGGAAAAACUCUGCUCGGGCCCCACGAUUCCCAUGGCCGUGGCAGCCUGCGGCACCAAGGCCAUGUCCCUGUUCAAGCGGACCUUUGUGCUGAGUCCGGCCGCGGCACCCCGGGGCACAGGCGCGGGCGCCGGCUCCCCGCCGCGGGGCUGCCCCUUGUCUUCCGCCGCCUGGCCCUCCAAGGACUGGCCGCGGGGGGAGGGCGUCUGCGGCUGGCUGCGCACCCCGCCGGCAGCCUGCCGCCGGCCGCAGUCCCACUCCUGCUCCUCUGCAUCUCCCACUUCAGUGUGUCUUCUCUGUCCCCAGGACUCGCUGAGCAGCAGCUUGAAAACUUGCUACAAGUAUCUCAAUCAGACCAGUCGCAGUUUUGCAGCUGUCAUUGAGGCGCUGGAUGGGGAAAUGCGCCAUGCGGUAUGCAUAUUUUAUCUGGUCCUCCGAGCCCUGGACACUCUGGAAGAUGACAUGACCAUCAGUAUAGAAAAAAAGGUUCCACUGCUACACAAUUUUCACUCUUACCUUUAUGAACCAGACUGGCGGUAUAUGGAGAGCAAGGAGAAGGAUCGACAAGUGCUAGAGGACUUCCCAACGAUCUCCCUCGAGUUUAGAAAUUUGGCUGAGAAAUAUCAAACAGUGAUUGUUGACAUUUGCCAGAAAAUGGGAUUUGGGAUGGCGGAGUUUUUGGAUAAACACGUAACCUCUGAACAAGAGUGGGACAAGUACUGUCACUAUGUCGCCGGGCUGGUGGGAAUUGGCCUUUCCCGUCUGUUCUCAGCCUCAGAGUUAGAAGACCCCUUAGUUGGUGAAGACACAGAAUGUGCCAAUUCUAUGGGCCUGUUUCUGCAGAAAACAAACAUCAUUCGUGAUUAUCUGGAAGACCAUCGAGAAGGAAGAGAGUUUUGGCCUCAAGAGGUUUGGGGCAAGUAUGUUAAGAAGUUGGGCGAUUUUGCUAAGCCACAGAACAUUGACUCAGCUGUGCAGUGCCUGAACGAACUUAUAACCAACGCACUUCACCACAUCCCAGAUGUCAUCACUUAUCUUUCAAGACUUAGAAACCAAAGUGUGUUUAACUUCUGUGCUAUUCCACAGGUGAUGGCCAUUGCCACUCUGGCUGCCUGUUACAACAAUCAGCAGGUGUUCAAAGGUGUAGUGAAGAUCCGAAAAGGGCAGGCAGUAACUCUAAUGAUGGACGCCACCAAUAUGCCAGCGGUCAAGGCUAUAAUCUACCAGUACAUGGAAGAGAUUUAUCAUAGAAUCCCCAGCUCAGACCCAUCUUCUGGUAAAACCAGGCAGAUCAUCUCCACCAUCAGGACCCAGAAUCUUCCUAAUUGUCAGCUGAUCUCCCGAAGUCACUACUCCCCUCUUUACCUGUCAUUUGUCAUGCUGUUGGCUGCCCUGAGCUGGCAGUACCUGAGCACGCUGUCCCAGGUCACAGAAGACUAUGUGCAGACUGGAGAACACUGAUUGGGUCUUAGUCUGGAAGCUCAAGUUCACCAUGAAAUGGAUUGGCCUUUUCUUCAAGGAGAAGGAUAUUGGUACCCCUUGUCCUCCCCCUUUUCCCUCCUGCUUCAAUCCCUGAAAGAACUCUGUGGACUUGGGACUUUUAGGAACUGUGACGUACAGUCAAGAAGCUAAGAAUAAAAGGGAAGGCUACCUCACCCUCAGCAAGCAGGCCCUUGUGCACGGUGCUCCCCUCUACGCACCGUGGCCGGCAGCAGAGGGCCCCUCACUGCAGGUCAGGGGACAUGGUGGCCUAUGGGGCUGCUGAGAGAUCUUACUUAGUGUGAAUCCUAGCUAGAAUUAUAAUUAAAUGUAUUUAAUUUGAAGCAACCUUGGAAUAUAUGUCCUUGUACAAAGUGAAGUGAUUUUUCUUGGUUGGGUUCCCAUUUUUCUCAUUUUGUUUCCUUCAGUUGAUUUGAAUGUAGUAGACAUCCAUCUUUGUGGGUCUAGGCAAUGGCCCCAGGUUUCCUAAGAAUGCAGACUGUCUUCUGCUCAUGAAGGCUAAGGACUGACUGCUGGGGGUUCUGGAAUCGCUUCCUGGUUUAAAAGGAGGUUAGCUUUCAGAAAGAAACUGCAGGAUUGCUUUGGGCACCAUCGUAGAAGACUGGCCUCCAGUUAAGGCUGACUUUUUAAGUAGACAUCAUAUCUCAAGAUGUGUUUGUAAUAAACAACUGAAUUACUUUGCA
Mustela erminea (ermine) is the source of this 2238-nucleotide messenger RNA. It is a transcript of the gene FDFT1, whose product is annotated as farnesyl-diphosphate farnesyltransferase 1. Gene Ontology annotation, molecular function: squalene synthase [NAD(P)H] activity. Gene Ontology annotation, cellular component: endoplasmic reticulum membrane. Gene Ontology annotation, biological process: cholesterol biosynthetic process; farnesyl diphosphate metabolic process. Lineage: Eukaryota; Metazoa; Chordata; Mammalia; Carnivora; Mustelidae. The transcript is spliced from 7 exons. The record is from RefSeq and is a predicted model, not a curated record. The coding region runs from base 53 to 1516 and encodes 487 amino acids.